AUGUACGAGGCGCGUGCGCUCAAGGCGCUUGUCUCGCACCUCGAUGCGCAGCUGCAGGCCGCCGACGAGGCGGCGGCGCAGGCGGUCGAGAGCGCACGAGCAGACGGCAACGCAAUGCGCGAGCGGGCGGAGGAGGAGGUUGAUCUGCUCACAGACCAGAUAGAGGUGCUCAAGGGCAAAAUCUCGCGGCUCUCACUCAAGCUCGAGAAAGAAAAGGCGGCGCGCCGCCGGGCCGAGCGGCACUCGCGGACAGAGUCGCGACAGAACGCUUCGCUUUCGGCGUACGACAAGCUCGCUUACGAACAUGAGCUCGACGCUGCGGCCGAGACCGAGGACACCCUCCGCGACCGGAUUGCAGAGCUCGAGGACGAGCUGCGGGUCGCCGAGGAGAUGGUCCACCGCGAGCGCGCGUUGCGGCGUCGGGCCGAUGCCGACCAGUCGGCGCUUGUCGAAGAUAUAGAGCAGCUCAAGACCUCGUUUGUGGCCGAGGAAGAGGAAGUUGCUGCCCUGCUCGACGAGGAGGCGCGCCAGCGGGCUCUACUCUCGUUUGAGCUCAACGAGCUCAAAAAGUCGUCAGUCGCUUCGACCUCGUCCAACGCGGUUACCGUCGCAGAGCAUGAGGCUCUCAUCACCGAGCACGAAGUCCUCAAGGCCAAGUACGAGACGGCCGCAGCCCAGCUUGAGGAGUCGUCGCGCGCUUACUCGCGCCUCGAGCUCGAGCGCGAGCAGAUGGAGGAGAUGCUGUUGCUUCUUCGCGAGGAGCAGCCUGAGGACGUCAUUGAGAAGCUCGACGCACUGCUCGCCCUGUACAACGAGCGCGCGGCGGUGAGCGAGGCCGAGCACACGGCGGCGCUGACUGCCAGCGGAUCCGGCGACACGCUCGGCGCCCCGUCCAGCCUCCUCGUCGCCCGCACCAGCCCGAAACGUGUGUGGACCCCGGCUGACUCAAUGCGGGUCGCCGCCAGUGCUGCCGCCGCCCGACGCACCGUCAUGCUCGAAGGCACCCGCAGCGGUCUGGUCCGGGCCGGGAGCCGCGAGCUUCCGGGCUGGGCCGCCCGCGAGCGGCGCGAGCAGGUCGAGCGCGUGCGCGCCCUCGUUGCCCACUCGGCCGCCGGCCGGCAGUAUGCGUCGGCGCAGGCGCAGCUGGCCGCACUCACCAAGGCCGACCUCUAUGAGCUGCGGUCAUACGUCCAUCCGGUCGAGCCCAUCGUCAAGGUCAUGGAGGCACUUGUGGUCUUGUUCAAGGACACCGAGGCCGGCGAGCGGCUGCACGAGCACACCUCGUGGCGCGGCUCCGGCGCCACCUUUCAGCACGCGGCACAGGCGCUGCCGCGUGACAUUGAGGCUGUUCUCCGCGACCCGAACCUGGCCCGCAAGUGUCUCGCCUACAACUACAAGCGUGAGAUGACGCCGCAAAAGCUGGACGCGCUCUGGCCGUACAUUGUCGACAACGACCUUGAGCCAGACCUUCUCGCCGACGUUUCCAAGGCCGCUGCGGGACUGUAUGCUUGGAUCUCGGCCCUGUUUGUGGCAACCGUGCUCGGCGAGGAGGAUGAGGCCGCUGCCGAGCUCCAGAUCACCUCGGUCUCCGAGUCGGACGCCGAGUCCGAGCCAGAGUCCGAGAGUGCGAGCGAUGCCGACGACGAGACGGCGUCGGCUUCGUCUUCGGUGGUUCCGGCGAGCCGUCCGCGGCUGGUGCCGGAGGAUCUGGCUACGUCAGUCGAGGCCCAGAGCCACACCAAAGAGGUUGCGGUGCUCGGAACGUCAGUCUCGGUCGAGGGUGUCCAGUUAGGGAUCGGCAACCGAGUCUCUGUCCGCGGCAAGCCGGGCACCGUUGCCUUUGUUGGCUACACCCAGUUUGAUCCGCGCGGCGAGUGGGUCGGCGUUGCACUCGACGAAGCCUGGGGUCGCAACGAUGGUUCUGUCGCCGGCGUGCAGUACUUUGACUGCGCGGCCAAGCACGGCAUCUUUGUCCGCCCUGCCAUCGUCUCGCACCUCAAGUCACCGAUGCCAACCCGCCGCUCCGGCGUCUCUGUCCUCCGCGCCACCCGGAGCGGCACCGCUGGCGUCGCUGUCGACACCCCGUCGCGGCCGCGGUCCUCCCGCCGCUCAGCCCGCAAGAACCUCCUCGCCCGGACCCAGUCCCGUGAGAACCGAUCGCGCCCCUGGCUCCAAUCGUCGUCAUCGUCGGUGGUCCUUGCUGCCGGCGAUGGCGGUGGAGAAGAGGAUGAAAGUAAUGAGGAGUGAUUGAAGAAUGAUAUACGAG
Molecule: messenger RNA, 2266 nt
Organism: Thecamonas trahens ATCC 50062
Lineage: Eukaryota; Apusomonadida; Apusomonadidae
Exons: 1
Coding region: 1-2247 (748 amino acids)
Biological process (GO): cytoplasmic microtubule organization
Cellular component (GO): cytoplasm; nucleus; microtubule plus-end
Molecular function (GO): microtubule plus-end binding
Source: RefSeq, a predicted model, not a curated record